Molecule: messenger RNA, 1068 nt
Organism: Striga hermonthica
Lineage: Eukaryota; Viridiplantae; Streptophyta; Magnoliopsida; Lamiales; Orobanchaceae
Source: the annotation of a GenBank genome assembly
AUGGCUAAAAGGGAUACCAUUGAGGCACUAGAUUUGGCUCUUCAAGACCUCUGUGGGUCUGUAGAAAUUUUCGGUGGUAAGGUGAUAGUCUUCGGUGGUGAUUUUAGACAGGUGCUUCCGGUUGUCCGUAGGGGCAGUAGGAAAGAAAUUGUUGAUGCUUGCCUCACUAGCUCAGACCUAUGGCCUCAACUUAAAAAAUUAAAAUUGACAGAGAAUAUGAGAGCGCGUUUAGAUCCUUGGUUUACUGAAAUGCUACUCAAAAUAGGCAAUGGGCAGGAAACAACGUUUGAAGAUGAUCUUAUAAAGAUACCUGCUUCUCUAGCCCUUGCCGACCCAGUUUCCGAGGAGUCACUGGAUGAACUCAUAACAACAAUAUACCCAAAUUUAGCAAGUUUAACCAAGAUGAACCUCUCCAUGAAUCGAGCCAUUCUAACAACAAAGAACUGUUUUGUUGAUGAGGUCAAUAAGAAGCUUAUUAACGAGUUCCCCGGUGAUUUGGUCGAGUACUUGAGUUUUGAUAGAGUUGAAAAUCCUUCUCAUGAAGCUGAAUAUGGUGACAUCAUCAACUCGCUUACACCAAGUGGUCUUUCAGAGCAUAGGCUGAGCCUAAAGAAAAAUGCACCGGUCAUACUGCUACGCAAUCUAGACCCUACUGAGGGAUUAUGUAAUGGAACAAGACUAAUCUGUAAAAAACUAGAUAAAAAUGUAAUUUAUGCAGAAAUUGCAGUCCGUGACUUUUCAGGCAAGAGUGUUUUUAUACAUAGGAUACCAUUUGAACCCCCCGCAGAUGAGCAAUAUCCAGUCCCCUAUACACGCACACAGUUUCCACUGCAUUUAUGUUUUGCCAUGACAAUAAACAAUGCCCAAGGCCAAACACUGGACCGGGUGGGCGUUUAUUUGAGAAAACCAGUAUUUUCACAUUGGCAACUUUAUGUUGCAAUUUCACGCGCUAAGACUGCUACCUCUGUCAAGCUGCUGAUAAAACCACCAUUCUUCAAUGAACAUCGUCUAAAUUACACGAAAAAUAUUGUUUACACUGAAGUGUUGCAGGCAGCACAAAUUGUUUGA